Messenger RNA from Plasmodium cynomolgi strain B, 978 nucleotides. RefSeq lists its product as hypothetical. The record is from RefSeq and is a predicted model, not a curated record. The transcript is spliced from 2 exons. NCBI's taxonomy places the organism in Eukaryota, Apicomplexa, Aconoidasida, Haemosporida, Plasmodiidae. The coding region runs from base 1 to 978 and encodes 325 amino acids.
AUGGAAGCUGAUCCUAUGAUUGUUUACGAAAAAUCAAUUUUAGAAAAGUUAGGUUCAUAUAAACUAUAUGAUAAAUUUAAUGAACAAAAAGUUGAUAGCUCUUAUUAUCAUUAUUGUAACGGUAAGCAAGUUGUAUUUUCUAAAUACGACGUUGGGAUUUAUAAAAUCUGUGUGAAGUUUGCAAAAAAUUUGAAAGAAUUAGACGAGCUAAUGGAAGAAGUAAAUGACAGUAAUGAACGAUGCAGAUAUUUAAAUUUCUGGACAAAUGAUCAAAUAAGAAAAAAGUUGGAUUCUAUCCGUAACGUCGAAUCUAGGGCAAUGUAUUAUAUUGGUACAGCAUUUUAUUAUGUAUCACUUUUGGUUAAUGGAGCAUCAUCGCAAAAUUCAUGUAGAUAUAGAUAUUAUGGUGAUUUUAACAAGGACUUAUGGAAAAAAUGGAAAGAAUUAUAUGAUUAUAUUAGAAAUAAAGAUCAUAUAUCAAGUUUAUUUGCUUCUAAUAAUGGUUUAUGCAAAAUAUAUAAGGAGUACUAUGCUCAUAUUAAAAGUAUAUAUCAAGAAUAUAAAGGAGUAUGCUGUGGAAAUUAUAGCAGUAAUUGUCCUUUUCAUAUUAAAUUUAAAGAAUGGUGUAAUAUGGAUAAUAUUUUAAUUGAAUUAGAAUGCAAUGAACCUGUGGGGGUUCGUGAAUCGUCUUCAGUAUCUUCGCAAAAAAAUGAGGAAAAAACAGGAAUAGCAGAAGCAGAACAAUCAGCAAAAUCGACUGUAGAGAGGUUAGAUCCCAUAACCAGUACAGAUUAUUCUUCUUUAGAAACUACUGAGGAACCUACUAAUGGGAAUGAAACCAACCCUGUAGGAACUAUUGUAGGUACUUCAUUAGGAUUUGUUGUACCUCUAUCAGCGUUAUAUAAGGUAAGCAAAAACCUGAAAAACAUUAUCAUUCUGUGUCAAUAUUUAUAUAACAUUAUGAUAAGAAAAUCUUAA